AUGGCGUCCAGGCGUCGUGGAGGGGACGCUGGGCACGAAGGACCUUCGAAGCCGCCCAAGCUGAGCCGCGGUGUAGGUGGUCGGAGAACCGGCCGCCUGGCACCCGAAGUGUCUACUCCGGUACCAGCUGCACGUCGUCGUCGUAAGACCGGGACCGAGACCUCGGCAGCCACCGCCGCUCCCAGAUCUACCGAAAGCUCUGGAGCUCAGCGAGACACCACGAGCGCUAAGCGUGACACGUCUUCCCCCGCUACUCCGCCAUCUAGUGACUGCGUGGCGUCGUCGUCGUCUGGCAUCCUCUCGGUGGCCACCACGGCGACUGCAGACCCUUCGCCAUCAGCGCAUAGUUCUGAGGACGACGAAGUCGAAACCAUGAGAUGGCACGGGGACCGCGAAGACCAGCUAGACCCCGCGUCUGACGGCGGUGCGUGCGGCAGUUCAUUCGUCGUCUCGCAAGAGUCCGGCAGCGGUAGUCGCCGCGCCUCCAGCGUCGUGGUGACUGCACCUGGUCGAGUUGGAUCAGCGUUCGACGGUCCGUUCAACUCGACCAUGGUGGAGGGGGCCGUGCCCAUUCACCAGAUGCCCCUGCCCAGCAUGACGACCACGGGAGGCCAGUCGACCAGGACCCUGGUGCCCGACACCGAAGACGGUGCUCUGGACGACAUUCCGCAACCCUUGCCGCCUCCGCCGCCUCCACUGGAGUCUUCGCCAACUGUGGUCAUCCCGCCGUGUCCUCUGGGACUGCACAGGCAGAUGCAGCUGCGCGAGAUGCGGCGCCACGGCGUGCUGUACAGCUGGGAACUGCCACCGCCUUGA
Molecule: messenger RNA, 816 nt
Organism: Rhipicephalus sanguineus (brown dog tick)
Lineage: Eukaryota; Metazoa; Arthropoda; Arachnida; Ixodida; Ixodidae
Exons: 1
Coding region: 1-816 (271 amino acids)
Source: RefSeq, a predicted model, not a curated record